Molecule: messenger RNA, 516 nt
Organism: Lycium barbarum (goji berry)
Lineage: Eukaryota; Viridiplantae; Streptophyta; Magnoliopsida; Solanales; Solanaceae
Exons: 2
Coding region: 91-504 (137 amino acids)
Source: RefSeq, a predicted model, not a curated record
AACGCCAAAGGAAGAAAUGAAGGUGAUGUUAUGGAAUUGUAGGGGCUGUAAUAACCUCGAAUUUCAAAGAAACUUUAAAUCAAUGGUUGAAUGGAACUAGAAACUAAGAUGACAAAAUAUGAACCUCUGCUAGAUCUGGUGAAGUUUAUUGAUUUGUUUGAUAUUGCGGCUAAUGGUUACUCUGGUGGGUUGCACUCAUGUGGAAAAGUGAUGAACUAUCACGUGAUCCAGUCGCAACCACUGACCAGGAGAUCCAUGUCACCGUGCAGGUUCCUCAUGGUAGCAAUGGGAAAUGCAGCAAUGCAACACACAUUUCAGGAGCUGAACAAAGUGGCACAUGAGUUAGCAUGCUUUGGAAAAGAAGCUGAGGAGCAACUUAUAGGAGAAUCUAUUUUUUGGGAUUUUUCUCCACCUUUUUUGACUCAGCUUCUAAACAAUGACAUUAUAGGUUCGCUUCGUUUAGAACUAACCCAUGUGCUUAAUGUUCAGACUAUUUCGGGAUAGCUUCAUUUAGAA